UUUACAAAAAUACCUCAUAUGUUUUUGGGUUAUGUUGCCCAAGUGAAAGCAAUUUGUUUUUAUUUUGUUGGUUAUUUUAUUUGUUUAAUUUAUUAUUAUUAUUAUUAUUUUUAUUUUAUAAGUUGCCUGAUCAAACAUGUUAGUGCCCAUCAAAACAAAAUUCAUAGCAGAACAUCGUCGAUACCAUGCUAACAAACAAAGUAUAUCUAAUUUUGACAAUUUUUAUGAAUUCGUUGAGAAAAACCAUCAUUUAAACAACAUUCCUUUCUCCAUAUUUUACAUUGAUCCAAACCAAGGAGAUGAAUUGCCUAUCAACAAUAACGACAAUCUGGGUCGAGCAAUUGAAGUUACAUUAGCCUCACCAACAAAACCGUGUCUCCGAUUGAUCCUUCAAAGAAAGGAUAAACCUCUGGAGAAGGAGUACUCUUUUAAAAAGAAAAACUAUUUCCUUAAUGAAUUCAAUCCUUUAAAUUAUUCCUCAUCUCAUAGACGUCCACAAAUUGGAUUACCUCAAGAUUUCAGAGAGGUAUCAUCCAUUAUUGAUGUCGAUAUUGUACAUCCAACGUGUCGACGAGUUCGCCUUAUCAAACACAGCUCGGAUAAACCAUUAGGUUUCUAUAUUCGUGAUGGGGACAGCAUUCGAUUGUUACCUAAUUCUAUUGAAAGAGUUCCUGGUGUUUUUAUUUCACGCCUUGUGCCUGGAGGAAUUGCUGAAUCAACUGGUCUUCUGUCUAUAAACGAUGAAAUUCUUGAAGUAAAUGGAAUUGAAGUGACAGGUAAAACACUGGAUCAAGUUACAGACAUGAUGAUUGCCAAUUCUUCUAAUCUUAUUAUAACUAUCCGUCCAGCAGUACAGGGUAAUCUUUCGGGGCCUUUAAAUUCAUCUUUACCUUCCAUUUCUGAUGAUGAAGACAAUGAAAUUCAUGAUAAUUCAUACUUUUCAUCUUAAUCAAGAAUCAAACUAUCAAUCAAUCAAUCAAUCAAACCUAAUCAAUGCAAAUAAUAAAACUAGUUCUUGACAUGUUUUUCAGUGUUAAGUGAAUAAAUUUAUAAACAUUGCAAAUGUAUCUACUUUAUAUCAAUUUUAAUGAAAGCGUAUUUUUGUCAGAACAAAUCUACCAGACAUAACUUCAAA
Tetranychus urticae (two-spotted spider mite) is the source of this 1135-nucleotide messenger RNA. The record is from RefSeq and is a predicted model, not a curated record. NCBI's taxonomy places the organism in Eukaryota, Metazoa, Arthropoda, Arachnida, Trombidiformes, Tetranychidae.